Molecule: messenger RNA, 1878 nt
Organism: Solanum stenotomum
Lineage: Eukaryota; Viridiplantae; Streptophyta; Magnoliopsida; Solanales; Solanaceae
Product: laccase-2-like
Exons: 6
Coding region: 61-1815 (584 amino acids)
Biological process (GO): lignin catabolic process
Cellular component (GO): apoplast
Molecular function (GO): hydroquinone:oxygen oxidoreductase activity; copper ion binding
Source: RefSeq, a predicted model, not a curated record
AACCAAUUAAACUUUCACAUUAUCUCUCUUGUUUUCCAAACUAAGAAAAGAGGAAACAAUAUGAGUGUUUUUGUUUUUUCAAGACCAACACUUUUAUGUGUUAUUUUCUGCAUUUGUAGCAUUUUGCUAUUUCCAGAGUUUGUCACUGCUGGCGUUACAAGGCAUUACAAAUUUGACAUAAGAUUGAAAAAUGUGACAAGGUUAUGUAAAACAAAGACAAUUGUCACUGUGAAUGGGAAAUUCCCAGGGCCAAGAGUUGUUGCUAGAGAAGGUGAUCGUUUAGUGAUUAAAGUUGUUAAUCACGUCUCCAACAAUGUUAGCAUCCAUUGGCAUGGUAUUAGACAACUACAAAGUGGAUGGGCAGAUGGACCAGCAUAUGUGACCCAGUGUCCAAUCCAAACAGGCCAAAGUUAUGUCUACAAUUUCACCAUUACUGGCCAAAGAGGAACUUUAUGGUGGCAUGCUCAUAUUUCAUGGAUGAGAGCUACACUCUAUGGACCUCUCAUCAUCUAUCCUCAACACAAUGCUUCUUAUCCAUUUGCUAAACCCCACAAAGAAGUCCCCAUAAUUUUUGGUGAAUGGUGGAAUGCUAAUACUGAGGCUGUGAUUAAUCAAGCACUUGUUACUGGAGCUGGACCUAAUGUCUCUGAUUCAUACACCAUUAAUGGUCUUCCUGGACCAUUAUACAAUUGUUCUGCUAAGGAUACUUUUAAGUUGAAGGUAAAACCAGGGAAGACAUAUAUGCUUCGUAUAAUCAACGCUGCACUCAAUGAUGACCUUUUCUUUAGAAUAGCUAAUCAUACAAUGGCAGUUGUUGAAGCAGAUGCACUUUAUGUCAAGCCAUUUGAAACAGACAUAAUUGUAAUUACUCCUGGGCAAACCACAAAUGUCCUCCUUAAAACACAUCAUAAUCCACAACAAACCACUUUUGUUAUGGUAGCUCGACCCUAUUUUACUGGACAAGGUACAUUUGAUAAUUCCACAAUUGCUGGAAUUCUUAUGUAUGACGACGAUCAUCAUAAUUCACCAUCAUCAUCGUCUAACAAUAUUUCAAUUAAAAAUCUUCCAAUUCCAACGCUUCCACCAAUUAAUUCCACUUCAUUUGUAUCCAAUUUUACUAACAAAUUUCGCGCUUUAGCUAGUGUGAAAUUCCCAGCUAAUGUUCCGCAAAAUGUUGAUAAACACUUUUUCUUCACCGUAGGGCUAGGUAGUAACCCGUGCCCAAAAAAUCAAACAUGUCAAGGUCCUAAUAAUUCAUCAAAAUUUGCUGCUUCUGUUAAUAAUGUUUCUAUGAUUCUCCCAAACACAGCGUUACUCCAAUCUUAUUUUUUCAAAAAAUCAAAUGGAGUAUAUACUAGUGAUUUUCCAAGUGUUCCUUUAGUUUCCUUUAAUUACACUGGCACCCCUCCAAAUAACACAAAUGUCUCUAAUGGCACAAAAGUUGUGGUGCUUCCAUUUAAUACUUCAGUGGAAGUGGUAAUGCAGGAUACUAGCAUUCUUGGUGCUGAAAGUCAUCCUCUUCAUCUUCAUGGAUAUAAUUUUUAUGUUGUUGGACAAGGUUUUGGUAAUUUUGACCCGAAAAACGACCCUGCUAGUUAUAAUCUUGUGGAUCCUGUUGAAAGAAACACCGUUGGAGUUCCAUCUGGUGGUUGGGUCGCUAUUCGAUUUCUAGCUGACAAUCCUGGAGUUUGGUUGAUGCAUUGUCACUUUGAUGUGCAUUUGAGUUGGGGAUUGAGAAUGGCAUGGAUAGUGUUAGAUGGAAAACUUCCUAACCAAAAAUUGCUCCCACCUCCGGCUGAUCUUCCAAUGUGUUAACAAACUCAUCAGUUCUGAUUCUUCUUUCAAUAAUAAUAAGUUAAUUAUACAAAUUUUAUUUGA